GCGUUGAAGGCGACAUCAAAAUGGCGGCGGAAACUGUGGACUUCGAUUCUUCCUUCGAUAACGAACAUAGGGAAGAUGAAAUAGAUCGAAUGGUUGGCGAUGUUUUGGAUGACUCGUUCGAAGAAAUUCCAGAGGCAACGGACGAAUUUUGGAAGCCUGUCAUAAGCACAAGUACAAAUAUGAGCAGACAACAUACUGUUGACAUUCCCAAAGAAUUGUCAUUGGACUCGGAGAAUGGUGGGAAACACUGUGAGUAUCCACUCCCGGUUCAUUCUGGAAUUGAUAAUAACUGUAGCUGUUUUGACGAAGGAGUCCAAUUAUUACGACGUUCUAGAAGCGAAGACAUUCUUUGCAAGAACCAGGAAGGCACUCAACCAGCAUAUUAUGAAUCCUUUCCUAUGCACCAGAACUAUAUGACAACGCCAGAUAAGGAGUCAAACCUUGCGGAUUCAUUACACUCGGUUGAACUUGAUGACAAUAUACCAAAUGACAAUUUUUUGUUAGGCGAUAAAGGAUUUAAAAGUUUCUUUGACGAAUAUGAUAAGAAACUUGAUUGUCUUGAAACAAAACACACUGCUAUUGAUGACUCUUUCAGUGGUAUGCAGUCAAUUUUAAUGGAAUUUGAGAACUUUGUGUCAUUCAUCGAACAUCAGUACGAAAGUUUUGGAAAUACCGAUACAUGUACGAGAGAAGCCGGCCCCUGUGUAGAUGACGCUACUGUAGAAAUUGAAAGCAAGAUAACGGAAAGUGAUACCGAUAAAUCGCAAGAAGAAGAAAUCUGUAAUGCUGAUGUAAAACAGGCGCCUAUUGAGAAAGAUUGUGUUCAUAUAGAUAUUGACAGAGAUGACUUUGACAAAUACAAGCAAGAAACCGACAUUGACAAGUGUGUCAAUACCUCCGACAGGGAAUAUAUUUCUGCUGAAAAUGAUGAUAAAACUACUGAGGAAACAGAAGACAAUGUCACACAUUCAGACAAACAAAAAGAAGAAUCAGCCCAGGAACAUGUUGGUGAAGUGGAGAAAAAAGAAUGUAACGAAGAAGGACAAAAGGAAAAGACAGAAUGUGACGAGUACUUGCAGGAACAUGAUUAUGAGGACAAUACCAAAUGUAAUCUGGCUGUGGAUAUGCGGUCGUUUUUGGUGUGUUUGAAUUCAACACUGCAGGAUAUGUUCUCCCGAUUCCAGGAAUUUGUAAAUGAAGUUGGAGAAACCGUUCACUUGGGAGCCUUAGCAACUCAACACUCACAACGAAUGGAUUCAUGGGCAUCCCACGUGCAGCGUCUCUACAACUCACUGAAAACUGACCACAACAAUAUGCAGGAAUACAUAGAACAGAAGGAGAAGGAUUGGAUCAAAGUUAGGAGUCAGUUACAUUCUGAAUUGGAGACCCAGGGCCGCCAGGUACACGAGGUCAUCACCGCCCUCAAACAGCACGAGGACGUCCGGCGGAAGAGUGAACGCAUUCUGAGCAAGAGAGUUGGUGAUAGACUUCUCCGAAAGUCCGAACUCGUUAAAACCCUGGACAAGGUAGACAAUAAUUUGGUGGAUAUUCUUCAGAAAAGGCGAUGUGACCAGGAACAUGCGAUGGCACUUGAUUUCUCCAGACAGCUGAAGAUAGCUGAGCUGAAGAUGAUUCUAGUAAGACAACAGAGCUACAUCCAAAGACUUGAGCUACAGAAUAAGGAGCUGGACGGAGUCCUUAGAGGGGUUCUCUUCGACCCUGACACAGAGCAGUUCAGCGGCAAUUACUUUGUGCGAAACGCUGUACAAAGCGGUGAGGGGUUCAGCACUAUGGCAGAUAUAUUACACUGUGACAACGCCAGUUACCUCCCCGGCAAGUCAACAGACCCAGACAUGGUUGGCUCACAGACGUUUGACAUCGGGUCGAAAGCUCAACGUCUGUCUGCCGAGAGAGAGGUGAUAUUUGAUCCUAAAAUGCUGAGGUACAUGUGCCAAGAAACUCUAGCGGCCAUUAAUUCUGACAUCGCCGAGAUAGGCUCUGGUGAAAAGGUCAAACAUGGACAUGACCCGGAAAUAAUUCAAGUACUUGAUGGCGAGGCCAGGGAUCUCAAUAACUCGGGGGAUGAGAUAGCCAGCAAAGCGAUAGUGACAAAAGUGGAACCAACAGAAACAGCAACGGAUCCCGUCCUCGACAUCAACGGGAACAUUAAUCUGUCAUUGAUCUAGAAAGGAACAAACUGUUAAAUCUGUUUUAUCAGUCAAAACGUAGGUCAUUUUCGAGGUGAUAUGAUAUGUUUGUCAUUUGUUAUCGUUGAGGUCAAUGUAUUUAUGAUAUUGUGGUCAAAGUUUAAAAAAAAAACAUGGCAUGACUUGAAAAUGUAAAAGAAAAUUGUUAGUAUUGAUAUUGUAAUAAAAAUACUGUGGUAAGUGUUGAUAUAAUUACAGAACUAUCGUCGUAAAUGUUUUGUAUUAUUAUAAAAUGUCUUUUGUAAAUUUUGAUAUUCCAAUAGAAUGACGUGACAAGUGCUGUUAUUGUUCUUAAAAGACAUUUAUCAGUUUUAUAUUGUAAUUGAAUAAAUGUUGUCUUUGUAAGCAUUGUACAGGAAAGGAAGUCCAUAACUUAACGAUAAAAAUGUGAUGCAUGUAUUACAAAUCAAAUUUAUCUUUUGUAAUUAUUUAGUAUAAAUGUUACAUUGUUUAAUAUACCAAUGAUACAGUUGUAUACUCAAUAAAUUACAGCUUAUUAUG
This is a messenger RNA of Pecten maximus, 2708 nucleotides long. RefSeq lists its product as uncharacterized. The transcript is spliced from 7 exons. Bases 21 to 2186 code for a protein of 721 amino acids. NCBI's taxonomy places the organism in Eukaryota, Metazoa, Mollusca, Bivalvia, Pectinida, Pectinidae. The record is from RefSeq and is a predicted model, not a curated record.